Molecule: messenger RNA, 546 nt
Organism: Clonostachys solani
Lineage: Eukaryota; Fungi; Ascomycota; Sordariomycetes; Hypocreales; Bionectriaceae
Source: the annotation of a GenBank genome assembly
AUGGCCCAGAGCCGCCCUGACACAUCAUGGCAUUUCGUCGGCCAGGCUUCUGCAUUCCCUAACGUCACUUCUGACAAGGCAGGCAGUCUCACUGAAAAUUAUCCAUGUGGAGGUGGUCGCGAGCCGGAGCCAGACUCCUCCGCUACUGGCUGUAAGGUAUUCUUUGUACCUGAAGAGAAAGACUCUGAUGCCACGCUUGUCGACCUGGAUGACCCCAUCACGGCUCUGGAGCUCAAGAAUCAGGUACUUAUUUUUCAAUACAAUGGGAAGUUUCAUGCUGUUGAUCAUAAAUGCCCUCACUCCUCAUUCCCAUUAUCCCAAGGGACACCGUUUGACAUCGAAGAUUUCGGGGUUGUAUUGAGCGCUGGGAUCCAGUGUCCAAAACACGGCUGGUCGUUCGACCUCUUUACAGGCAUGGCGGACAGAAGUGCAUACAAACUCACAAUAUGGGAGCUGCAACUACGCCCUGAAACUGUGAAUCUAGGCCAAGGAGAAAAUAACCCCGACCAAGGAAUCUGGGUUCGGAAGAAACCAAGGAUGGGAUAA